This is a messenger RNA of Penicillium canescens, 924 nucleotides long. RefSeq lists its product as uncharacterized. NCBI's taxonomy places the organism in Eukaryota, Fungi, Ascomycota, Eurotiomycetes, Eurotiales, Aspergillaceae. The transcript has 4 exons. Bases 1 to 924 code for a protein of 307 amino acids. The record is from RefSeq and is a predicted model, not a curated record.
AUGACUGACGAUACGACCUGCGUUGAGACGCCGAUUCUUGCUUCAUGGAAGUGGUCAGAGCUUGAGGAUGCAGCAGAGAUUCUUAAGGAGUGGAAUAGGACGCUCUCCAUUGCAUUUCAUUCCAGCCAGCGUGAAGAGCUAGCAGACGAGUUCAAUGACCAUUCCAGUGACCUACGCGUUUUGAUUUCCACAUAUGUGGACACAAUGUGUUUGAACUUGCACGAAGGAUCAUACGCCAUCUAUACCGUACCUGAUUUCUGGGCUAGCUUUGCGACACAAAGCAUUGAAGACAGUAUCGAACUAGAAGCUAUGCAGGGAAUAAAUAUGGCCAAAGCCGCUGCUAGGACUGCUUCCCUCCAGCACUUUAUCUGGAGUACCAUUCCAAACAACGUUCAGAUUCCCGGAGGAAAGCACUCUGUGGCUCACUUUGAGGGCAAGCUCAAGGUCGACCAAUUCAUCAAACAAGAUAAAGAUUUGUUGAGCAAAACGCCAUUCAUUCUCCUUAAAGCAUCUGGCAAAUAUCUCCAGCUUCUACCAGUCCCAGAGGAUUGCCCCAUCACCACCGUAGGUGAUCCUAGAAUCAAGCUUAGUAUCUACGCAGUGGCUAUCUUGAGCCAGCCCAAGCUCACCCUACCUGGCAAAAUUGUUCUGGCAGAGCCUGAGACUAGAACAGUCCGAGACAUAGUAAAAAUUGGGUCAGAGGUUUCAGGAAAACCUGCCGAGUACUCACAAAUCCCGAUUGAGCACUACGAUAACCUGUGGCCGAAAUGGGGCCGUGAAAUUGGGCAGAUGCUGCAGUUCUGGAAUGAAGCGCGCGAAAAGAGCUGGACUUCAGAUCAUCCUGUGUUGACCAAACAUGACUUAGGAGUGUCUGGCUUAAUCGAUGUGAAGGAAGUCUUUGCCGGGUUUGAUUGGCCUUCCUAA